GACGAUCCGAUGGACGGCUGGCUCGAUGAACCCGGUUCUUCUUCACACAAUCAAGAUGACAACAUGGAAGGUUCAGAAGAAGAGGAAGAAGAACACAGUGGUGAAGAAGAUGAAGAAGAAGAACAUCCCGGACCUCCAGGCGGUGCUGGGGCUGGGGCCGGUAUCGGGGGUAUCAACGUCUACGAUCGUCUCGCUCGACUAGCAGGAGAAAGCGGAAUGCACCUCGACGAAGCCACUGCUGCCGCUUUGUUCGGUGGCGAGUUUAGGACUUUUGGAGGUAUCAUGUCGGGUCUCUCGACUCGUUUCAAAAGGUUGAAAAACGAGCUUCGAUCUCCAGCUCCAGCUGUCCGUCUCACCGCUUUACGUGAAUGCAGCGAAAUCCUUUUAGUCAGUAACGAAGAUACUCUCGGUGGAGCCUUCUCCACAAAUGCUUUUGCCGUAGAAUUUAUCGCCAUUCUAGGCGGUAAACCUAACAUUGACGAGAACGGACCAAAGGAGAAUGAACGCCCACCGGAAGAAAUGGAUGAAGAUGCUCAACUGGCAGCUGCCUUAUCCAUGAGUGCCGGAGCAGCGGCUCCGAUUCAUGGAAACGAAGAUGAGAUAGAAUGUCAAUUGGUCGCUUGUAGAUGUUUGGCACAUCUUCUCGAAGCGUUACCCAUGUCGGGUCAUAUGCUCGUCAACCUCGGUGCUAUCCCUAUUUUGUGCUCUAAGUUGAACGAGAUGUCGUUUGUGGAGUUGGCGGAACAGACCCUCAGUACCCUGGAGAAACUUUCCCUUGACAACCCCUCCGCCAUCGUCCGUGAAGGUGGUCUUGGCUCAUUACUCAACUUUCUCCCCUUCUUCUCCACCGCCGUCCAACGUACCGCCGUCACAGCCGCAGCCAAUUGUUGUCGCAACAUCUCCCCCGAGCAUCAUAACAUGAUCCGUGACGUCUUCCCCAUCCUUCGCGAAACUCUCACCCAAGCGGAUCAGCGUCUCGUAGAGCAAGCCACUUUAGCCGUCGUCCGAACCAUCGAAUCUUAUCGUCAUCGUCCUGACCUUCUUGACGGUCUCCUCGAUGUACCCACUGUGGCCGCUAUCAACGCUCUUCUCAUGCCUUCCGGUGGCUCUCCUCUUCUCACACCCUCAACUUACACUCAUCUACUCAAAGCCCUCACUUCUGCCGCACGAGGAUCUGCCAAAGUCUCCCUUGCAUUCUUGCAAGCUGGAAUGACCAAUACGGUCUAUCAAAUCCUCACGGGCGUUCUCCCACCCGCCCACGAUGGCGACGAGCAAGGCGGUACAUCCGACGGUCAGGGCCUGUAUGGAGGCGUUGCCGAUAUGGCUGUUUUGCAGAAUCUCGCUCAUCGUCCCAAAGACCAAGUGGAAGAAUCGCUCGCUCUCAUCUGCGAACUCAUGCCCCCUCCACCUCGUGAUGGGGUGUUUGAUUACAGAGCAUACGGUGAAAAGUAUCUUGCUAAAGUGAAGAAAGCGAGGAGGUCAGAGAGGUUGACGAGACGAACAUCUGGUCAUACACCUGCGGAAUCCCCGGCAGAGCCUAGCACUCCUACUCAAACAUCCGUUCCACUUCCUGAUGUUACUCCUGUCCCUCUUACCCUUCCCGACGCUCAGCCAGCACCUCCAGCUCUCGCCAAAGAUGCAGAGCAACAGCAGGAGCAACGGGUCACUUUGCUCAGGGAUAACUCUGCGAUUGUGGCCAAGUUCAUCAAAGCUAUGAUUCCUGUUCUGGUGGAUGUAUAUGCCGCAUCGGUUGCGACUAGGGUGCGGACCAAAGUUUUGAACGGAUUGGUCAAAGCUGUAGCUUUUGUUGAUAGUGAUGAUCUUAAGGCCGCUUUACAGACCGUGCCCAUGGCGAGUUUCCUUGGUGCGAUCAUCUCUUCCAAAGACAAUCCCGUUUAUGUGCUCCAAGCUUUACAAUUGGUAGAACUUCUCGUCACCAAGCUUCCCGAAGUGUAUCAAACUUCUUUCCUCCGCGAAGGUGUAGUCUUUGAGAUCGAAACCCUCGCCGCGCAAGAUCUCACCCCAAAACCAGUCCCUUCAGACGAAACCACAGUCAAGAUUGAACCUGAAGAUCCAUCUCAGCCUAUUUCGAUAUCCGAAGAUCUGAAGCCUCUUCUCGGAUCGAAUUUGUCCUCUCUUCUCGAGUUGUCCCAUGCUGCCAGAUCCAAGACGCCUUCGGUUAACCCCAAUGAUACCAACAUUCUACGAGCUCGCGUUCUCAUCGCCAAAAAAGUAUUCGAUGUGGGAGGAGAUCACAAGAAAGCUGCUUCUGUUUUGCUUGACGAUCUCGGCACGAGAGUUAAACUCCUCGCCGACGCCAAUGCCACCGAAGCGGAUCUACGAGACUCUCUUCGUCACAUAGCUGAACAAUUCUCAGACCCCUCCCAAGCUCUCUCUUCGUUCGAAUUGCUUAAAUCUGGUCUGGUCGACGGUUUGCUCGAUUUUGUCGAUGUGGACGGUACGGUUUCUUCCUCUCAGAGACGUGCUCUUCUAUACGAAAUCUUCUCCACCGAUUCAUCUGGACCACUUACUUUGUUGGUGAAACGUUUACAUGAGAGUCUGGGUAGACUGGAGACUUUCGAAGUAGAGACUGCUUUCGGUGGUCUUUCUGAUUCCUCCCGAUCGUCCAGUGGAUUGGGUCGGACCAUGCGUAUUCGUUUACAAGCCGAAGAAGGUCAAGACAUUCCCAAGGCAGUCAGCAAUAUCAGUGUCACAAUUCAAGCUGUCGCUCCCUUGCAAGCGCUUCAUGACUAUCUACGUCCUCGUAUUGCCGAUGGUCAUUUCAUGUCGGGCGGUGGUCUAGGUGGUCUAGGUGGUAUGUUCGCCAGCUACGCAUCUGGUAUGCCUAUACCCAGACCUGGUGGAUCUUCCCAAGCACGUCUUCUAGAAUCUCUUCAAGCCGCAGGAAUGACAGGUUUGACACAAGUUCAAGCAGCUCCAUCUUCCGCUCCUGAAACUUCUCGACUUGCUCCCCCUGCCCCUGCCAAUCCCACUAAUCCAGCUCCUCCACAACGUAGGAGAAGUGCACGUCUCAGCGGACAACCACAAGGUGCCAACCCACCUGAACCAGCUAGUCCCGUUGCUCCUCUAUCGUCAAGCGCUCCCGAACCUAGCAACGUCCCAGAGAUGCCGUUGGUCGACUUUGACGAGUAUUCGGAAGAAGAAGAUUUUGACGCAGAUGUUUUCGACGAAGAUAUGGAGGAAGAAAUCAAUCGUCCUGUCGAAAGAGUGGUCAACAUGUCAGUAGCACCAGAUGGAUCAAAGGUAGAAGCGAAAACACCUGAAGGCACUCGUAUCGGAACACCUUUACAAGUUGCACCUGGACCUUCUGCACCAGCUCGUAUGCCUUCAUACGCAGGUGCAGUCAAAGCCCCUCCGGUUAAUUUCCAUCUCAGAUUCAGCUUUAAUGGUAUUGAUCUCGCCCCGAACGAAACGAUAUAUGGUAUUGUUCAUAAGCAUCAACAUAAUGUUCCUGGCAUUCCCUUUGGAGGUAGUACUUAUGGUGCACCCGUCACAUUCAAAUUCCGUAAAGUUGAAGGUCCGGCAAUGAUCAAAUUCUCAUUGGAUGCACCAUCUCCUGCUUCUGUGGCGAGUACGAUGCCAGGUGCUUUAGAUCCUUCUACACCGACUAGCAAGCUACUCCGAUUGCUACGAGUAUUGCAUAAUCUCUGCGCCGAGAACCGAGAUGCGUCAGGAAGAAUGGAUGUGGUGGAUGAGAACUUGUUUAUCAAUAAUAAACUUACCGCAAAGCUCACUCGUCAAAUGGAAGAGGUCAUGAUCAUUGCAAGUAAUUGUCUUCCGGAUUGGGCCAGCGAACUGCCUAAACACUUUGCAUUCCUCUUCCCCUUCGAGACUCGUUAUGCCUUUCUGCAAGCCACUUCAUUCGGGUAUCAACGUCUCCUUUCUCGGUCCGCCGCUCAGACUCGUUCCUCCAAUCGUCGGGAAGACUUUAAUCCUUUCUCCCGCAUCAGUCGACAAAAAGUCCGUAUCUCUCGAGCUCAACUCCUCGAGUCAUGCGUCAAAGUCAUGGAGUUGUACGGCACUGCCUCGGGGAUCUUGGAAGUUGAAUACUUUGAUGAAAUCGGUACUGGUCUUGGUCCGACUCUCGAAUUCUAUUCUAUCGCUUCUCGCGAGUUCGCUCGACGUGCGUUGCAAAUCUGGCGAGAUGAAGACGAAGCCAAACCUGGUCCUUAUGUUUUCCAUCCGCGUGGAUUAUUCCCCGCUCCUGUCGGUCCCGGUGAACCAGCCUCAAGUGUCGCAGGCAGUCGUCUGUCAUGGUUCAAGACCCUUGGACUCUUCGUCGGUCGAGCAUUGUUGGACUCCCGAAUCAUCGAUGUGAAUCUGAACAAAUUAUUCCUCAAACUCAUCCUCGGUAAAACCGUUAAAAAGAGUAUCUCCAAUCUCAAACUUGUCGAUCCCGCUCUUGCCCGAUCAUUGGAACGUUUACAGAGCUAUCUCAUCGCUAGAAAGGAAAUCGAAGCUUUAGCAUUACCAGCUUCUAGCAGACGUAACAAACUUUCCGCUCUGACUGUCGGUGGAGCCAAACUUACUGAUUUAUCCCUCGACUUUACCCUCCCCGGUUACGCGAUCGAUCUGAGACCUAGGGGAGCUUUUGUUGAUGUGGACGAUUCCAACUUGGAAGAAUACAUCGAUAAAGUGUUGGAUUUGACACUGGGAUCGGGUAUACAUGAUCAGGUGAAAGCCUUCCAAGAAGGUUUCUCAAUGAUUUUCCCCAUACAAGAUAUGGCUAUAUUCUCGCCUGAAGAACUCGGUGUGCUGUUUGGGAAUGCUGAUGAAGAUUGGAGUAGGGAGACUCUGGAACAGGCUAUCAAAGCUGAUCAUGGGUACAAUUUGGAUAGUAGGGCGGUACAGAAUUUGUUGGAGGUGAUGAGUGGGUAUGAUAAAGAUGAGAGGAGACAUUUCCUUCAGUUCAUCACCGGAGCGCCUAAAUUGCCCAUUGGAGGUUUCAGAGGUCUCCAACCUCCUUUCACGGUAGUACGUAAACCCCACGAAGCGCCGUUCAGAGCGGAUGAUUAUUUACCGAGUGUGAUGACGUGUGCACAGUACCUCAAGAUGCCUGAUUAUACGACCAAGGAAAUUCUCGCUGCGCAAUUGAAACGAGCAAUGCAAGAUGGUGGAGGCUCGUUCCACCUUUCGUGA
This is a messenger RNA of Tremella mesenterica DSM 1558, 5160 nucleotides long. RefSeq lists its product as uncharacterized. Gene Ontology annotation, molecular function: ubiquitin protein ligase activity. The annotation marks the transcript as partial. NCBI's taxonomy places the organism in Eukaryota, Fungi, Basidiomycota, Tremellomycetes, Tremellales, Tremellaceae. Gene Ontology annotation, biological process: proteasome-mediated ubiquitin-dependent protein catabolic process; protein polyubiquitination. The transcript has 8 exons. The record is from RefSeq and is a predicted model, not a curated record. Gene Ontology annotation, cellular component: nuclear speck.